AUGCAGGCAAAGCAGUGGUGGCAGGUCUUGGGCUUAGCGGUGCUCCUACUCUUUCUCUGCAAGAUGUCCGUCAUGGUGUUGGACCAAGAGCUCCACCAGCAACACUUUAGCGUUGGCAGCGAUACAGAUGCAAGCCUGGCGAGGCUCCCCAGAAACCCAAGUCAAGACAAGCGAGGAUGGCUGCUCGAUCCUCUCAAAGCUGCUGCUCAAGCCGGCCUCUCAGCAGUUCACGCAGGAGAGAUUCAAGUAGGGGCCGUUCGUGCCAAUCAUCGGCAUCACUUUUGCAACGAGACGUUUCUCCUUUGGAACGCUCGAGCGUUGUUUCGUCUGGAGAACGCAUUCAUGGACAAUGGAUAUGCGCAGGCUGUUGUUGGAGCUGGCGAGGUAUCAAUCGCCGCUGCGCCGGCUGGCCGGGCACAUGCUUUGGCAAAUAUUGACAGGCACAAGACACUCUUUUUUUUGGCGUGUCAAGACGCUCUAUUCAACCCCGAGAAUCCAAUGACAGACUUUCGGAUAUGGGACGAUCUGUGA
This is a messenger RNA of Selaginella moellendorffii, 531 nucleotides long. RefSeq lists its product as uncharacterized. Gene Ontology annotation, cellular component: endosome; trans-Golgi network. The coding region runs from base 1 to 531 and encodes 176 amino acids. NCBI's taxonomy places the organism in Eukaryota, Viridiplantae, Streptophyta, Lycopodiopsida, Selaginellales, Selaginellaceae. The transcript is spliced from 3 exons. The record is from RefSeq and is a predicted model, not a curated record.